CUUUCCUGCAGGCGCUCCUAAAGUUUCUUUGCUAAAACCGUAUCUGUGAAUUCUUCUUUCUUUCUAUACCGUCAUUUAAAUAGUUACCCAUUCAAUGCGAUUUAAUUUCAUUUAGUAAAUUAAUAACCACCUUCUAAACUUUGUUUUACUCAACAUUUGACGACUUUCUAUCAGAAGUUUUAGUAGCUAAAUAAUAGCAUGCUUGCGCUGGGUUUCUGUCUUGUUAAAUGAAACGACUGAUGGUUAAACGUACUCGUUAGCAUGCAUGCAUACAUAGCUUACAUUUAGUUAUCAAAGUGUUGUCCGUUUUUGCAUACUUCCAAUGACUUCUGAACGAGACCGAGGUGCACACUCUCCUAGACUGGAGGCUGUGAUUCAGAAGUUGGAGGAGUCCCUGAUUCACUCAGACGGCAGCUUUGGAGCGAGUAGUCUGACACUGCGAGGUGAUGGACACGAGUCCAGUGUCACUCCUACGCCUGUCUCUAGCCGCGUCCGCCUAAUCAUCACCCGCAACCUGACUGAGCAACCAACUGGUGAGGGCUCUGAGCUCGGCGAGGUCGAGGAAAGCAGGGCCUUAAGGGAGCAGCCGUCUCCGAGCCAGAUGAACCGUGACCAGCCGCUAGUCAAACAGGCAAGUCUCACUGACAGGCUCGAUCAGAUACUGACGCUGCAGUCAUCAAUGGACUCAGACCAGGACAGCCUAUCACCAGGAUCCCUGCAAGCCCUGCAGAACAAGGACAGAGCAUACAGGCAAAAACUGCAGGUCUACCAGGAGGCCCAGCAGAGGCAAGCACAACUUGUGCAGAAGCUUCAAACCAAGGUCCUUCAGUACAAGAAGAGGUGUGGGGAACUAGAAGGACAGGUGCUGGAGAAGACGUCAGAGUCUGAGAAGAUGAGAUUGGUGCUGCAGGCUCACCUGGACGCAGCCCAGCGCCAGCAGCGAAUUGAGCAGGAUCUCAAUGUGACUAUCCAGAAUAAAUCUGCUAAACUGGAGGAGGAGCAGAAAAGGUGUGCCAACCUCAGCCAAGUUAACUCUCUGCUGCGGGAACAACUCGAUCAGGCUGGCACUGUCAACGUUGGACUUACAGAGAGCCUGUGGAAGGCUCGUGAAGACAUUGAUUUCAGUGAUAACCGUCUGCGCAGGGAGCAAGAGACAUGCGCCUCCCGGCUCUGUCGAGAACAAGCUCGUGUCAGAGCUCUGUGGCGCCAGGCCGCUUCCCUGCGGAGCACUUUCACCCAGCUAAGGACUUUCACUGACAGGACUCUGUCUGAUAUGCGUGGGGAGUGUGUCGAUGCCAGCAGACAGAUGCAAGUUGCCUGCAUGAAUGUAGAGGCCAGGAUAACACAUGACAGCCCCUCUAGUGGUGCGGGGAUGUCUGCACUGGAGAGGCAGCUGAAGGAGAAGCUGAAAGAGGCCAUGCAGCUUCAGGGUCGCUGGGAUGCAGAGAAAGUAGAACUUAACUCGAGAGUCCUGGAGCUGGCUGACACCGUCAAGCACCUUCGUAGCCAGAACAGUGAGAAGGAUGCUAGCCUCGACACCAUGCAGAUCAGUCUGGACAGGAUGGAGACGAGGAGAACAGAGGAUAAAGCAGAGAUGGAGGUUCUCCACACAGAGAUCCAAGCCCUCCAAAAGAUUUUAUGUCACAUUCAGCAGCUAUUUGGUGACAAGGGCGAGAGCAGCGGCUUUGAAAGUGUGUGCUCCUCACCUCUUCAUGGCCAGUCUCCACUGAGGAACUCAACCCUGAUGGCUGUGCAGACUGCUCUCUCCAAGCACCAGAAACAAACACAGGACCUACGUGGGUGUUUGGAUGCUGCAGUGGAGCAAGUGAACACACUCCGUGAUCACCUGCAGGAGAGGGAAACAGAGAGGAGAGAGCUGGAGCAGAAGAGCCAGGAAGUAAGGAAGGAGAGUCAGGAGGCCAAAAAAGCUCUGGAGGAAAGUCUCAGAGACAGCAACAGAUACCGCUGCUCACUGGAGCUGAUUUCCAGUGAGAAGAGCAGCCUGGAGAAGCUGCUGUCAGGACUGCAGCAGGAGGUGGACUCCCAGCGUGCCGAGCUGGAGGCACUGCGAGGUUCAUCACUGGAGCUGCAGAGACAGCGGGACCUCCUGAGGCAGCAGAGGGAGGAUCUGGAGACGCAGCUGUCACGGCAGCGCACGGAGGCCCAACGAGGUGAGAGGAGUCUUGGGGAGCUUGAAGGGAAGCACUCAGAUUUGCGUAAGGAGCUUGUGACGGUGAAGGAGGCUCUGAGUCAAAUCAACCUGCAGAAGGAGAUGUUGGAUGAUGAAAAGGCCAGCCUUGCUCUGGCUCUCAGCAAGAUGGAGUCCCAGAGUGCUGCACAUGAGUUAGCCCUCACCAAACUGCAGAACCAGGAGGCUACUCUGAAAGAUUCUCUGGCCAAAAUGGCUGCCCUGAGCGAAGGCUUAGCCAAAGACAAGGUGGAACUUAGUCGUAUUCUCUUGCAGGCUGACGGUGAGAAGGCAGAGCUUGGUGAACGUAGACGGGAAGCUGAAGUGGAGCGGGCAGCAGCCAGGGAGGAGACAGCACGGCUCCAGCAGGAGAUGAUGAAUCUGCUCGCAGAGAAACAGGCCCUGGAGAGCUCCCACGGCCAUUUGCAAGAUCUCUGCCAGAAGCUCGAAGCAGAGUUGAGCCUGCUGCGGAGGGAGAACGCUCAGGCACUGGAGCAGCACUCCCAGGUCAAUAAGCAGAUGCAGAGUUUGUCAGAGGAGCUGUGUGCGUGCAGGAAGGAGCUUGAGACACAGACCACAGCCCUAAAGAGAGCGACCCAUGACAGGGAGGAGCUGGCCAAAGACAAGGCUGCUCUGGAUGUCAAACUAAACUCUGCUGACCGAAAGGCCUGUGGACUCACGCAAGAGCUGGUUGCACUUAGAGCCGAGAAGGAGUCCCUGGAGACAGUGCUGUUUGAGAGCCAGGAGUUGGCCUCGUCUCUGGAGGCAGAGCGCACCAGGAUGGAGGGGGAGAGGCGCAGCUUGCUCCUGGCUAACGAGGCCUUGACGCGUGAUGUCGCUCGGGUUCGUUUGGAUGCUGAACAUCAGGUGGCACAAGCAGCACAAGAGCAUACUAAGUUGGAGGAGAGGCUGGUCCAGGUGGAGAGGAAUUCACUGCUAACCCUGAACAAUAAAGAGCAAAUUCACAGAGAGCAGCUUGAAGCAGAACAACAGCGAAUGGAGCAGCAGCUUGCAGAUCUGACACUUCAGCGUGAGCAGGUUGAGGAGCAGCUGCGUAGACAGUGUGAGGAGCUGCGUGUGCACAGCCAGAGGGAGCUGCAGCAGGUGCAGGAGGAGAAAACCAGGCUGCAGCAGGAAUUCAACCAAAGCCUCCUGCAUGCUGAGAGUGAAAAGCAGCAGGCUUUGUCCAAGAAGGAAGCGGAGAAGGCUGCCCUCACAGAGAAACUAGCAGCCCUGCAGCAGGAUCAUAUCAAUGAAGGCAUGGAGCAUGAGCGGAUGAAGAGGGAGGCCCUUAGUAAACAGGAGCAGGAUAAGGACACCAUGUCUGUCCUUCAGUCAGAGCUGCAAAGCCUCCGGACUCAGUUCGAAGAGUCUUUGAGCUCCCACCAGGAUACCAAAAAGAGUCUAUCUGAGCAGGUCAGAGAUUUGAACCAACAGAGAGAACAUACACAACAGGAGUUAGAGGACCUUCGUCACCAGCUGCAAGAGGCAGAGGAUACACUCAUCAAAGUGAAAACUGAGCUGAUUGAAGCUCACAGAGAGCUCCAGGAGUGUGCACAACAGAGGGAUAGGCAACGGAAAGAAGCCCUCGACCUGAGAAGACUCUUGGGGGAUGAGACCAGGGAGAAGGAGGCGAUCCAAGCCUCCAACCAGGAGCUGAGAGUUUUUAUCAAAAGAGCGGAGAGUGACAACAGCAGCUUAAGACGAGCUGUAGAGGAGAGAGAGCAGAAAGUAGCUGUCUUGGAAGACUGCAAAUCCUCGUUGCACCAGGAGGCAACCACGCUGCGUAGUAGCAUGAGAGAGCUUGAGAAGUCCCGCCUGCAGGCUCGCAGAGAACUGCAGGAGCUGCGCAGACAGGUAAAGGUACUUGAAGGUGAGAACAGCCGGCAGAAACAGGAGCUGCGAGAGCUGCAGGCCCGGGUGUGUCAGGAGGAGCAGAAGGAGGAGGAGGCGCGGUGUGAAGCGUUCACUCUGAAGCAGAGAGUGCUGGAGUGCGAGGCUGGCAGAGACGCAGCACUGAAUGAGGUUGCAGGACUGCAGCGCCGUGUGCUGGAGCUGGAGAAAUCGGAGCUUCAGAACCAAGAUCUGCUUCAGGAAAAAGAAGCCUAUCAUCAGCAGUGUGACCAGAGGCACAGUCAAACCACCGCUCAGCUGGAGGAAGCACUGGAGGAAGCCCAGAUCCAGCUGAAGGAACUCUCUGUUCAGGCGGGACUCGCUGAAAGGAGGAUCCAAGGUCUGGAAGAGCAGCUAGGUCUCGAAGAUACCAAGCGCAGGGAGCUUGAGCUCAAGUUAUCGGGGUUAUAUUCAACUCUGCGUCGCACUGUUUACACCAGCCAUUCGAGGCUUUCAGGCACACCCAGCUCCCAUAGAAGGUCUCCCUCUUCAUGGAGAAACUACCUGCAAGCAAAAGUGCAUGCUACAACAGACAGAUCUGUGUUCUCUUUAUCACGUGGUGUAGAUGAAGAGAUAAACUUGGAGUCAGUGCACGCAGCUCUACGGGAAUUUCAGCAGGAGAUCAGGGACACGCAAAGAGAAAGGGAUGAAGCCAAGACUCAGGUAAUUAGUUUAAGUCAGCAGGUGACCGAGCUCCAAGCAGGCCAUGAUUUGUCAGCCACCCAGCUGCUACAACUACAGAAGUCCUUGAAGAAAUCAGAGCAGGAAAAAAGAGAGAUGGUAGAACAGUUGCACAAAGUGCACACAUCCAUGUCUAUACAUGAAGAGGCCGUACAUCGUACAAAGGGGGAAAAGAGAAAAGUUGAGGAGGAGGUGGCAAAAUUAAAGAUAAGUCUGCACGCUGCUGAGGCUGAGUCCAGGGCACUGCAGGACAAGUUGGAGCUCCUGCAGGGCUCAGAAUCUCGUGCACAUGAAGAACAACGGAAGCUAAAGGAGUCUCUAGAAGCAGCAGAAAGCAGGGCGAGCCACCUGGAGCUGUCCCAGCGCACACUUGAAGGUGAGCUCCAGAGAGCCCAGCUCAGGGCAGCAGAGCUGGAUGCAGAAUCAGGGGCGCUGCAGGACAGACUCACAGAGCUGAGGAGGAAGCUGGGUGAGAGCGAGGACCGGUGUGCAGCUCUAAGGGUCAGCGAGGAGAGGUUAGCCACGUCUCUGGCUCAAGCUGAGCAGCACGAGAGCCAGCUGAGAGAACAGAUCCACAAGUUGUCUAACACUUUCAGCGAAAACAUGAGCAGCAACGAAGCUCUACAGGAGCAGAUCACACAGCUACAGAGAGCUCUGACUGCCAGCGAGCAGGACCGAAGAAUGCUGCAGGACCGCCUGGAUAAAACACGAGAUGCUCUCUCUGAGAGUAAGAGGCUGGGCCACAAACUCACAGAGCAGACCCAGAACCUUCAAAGAGCCCAAGAGGACUGUGAGUUUAAAUACUGUGAGCUGGAGAAACAUAACAGGACACUGAAGGAGAGCCUGAAACAACAGCAGGAAGUUGAAGUGCAGGCCCAGAUGAGCUCUCAGCAAGAGAAGGAGGAACUUCAGGACAAAGUCACCAAUCUCCAGAAGUCUUUGCAAAAGCUGCAAAGUGAGAGAGCAGAGAUGGAGAGGGUGCUGACACGACUUGGUAAAGACAGGUCAGCACUCAGAAAGACACUGGAGAAGGUGGAGAUGGAGAGGCUGAGGAGGGAGGAGGGGGAGGCCUCAGCAGCCAGGGAGAAGGAGCUGUUGGGACAGAGGGUCCGAAGUCUGGAGCAGCAGCUGACUGAAAAACAUGAAGAGGUGCAGACUGUGCAGGCCCAAAUCUCCCAGUUUGAGCACUCUCAUGCACAGCGCCUUCUUGAGGUGACUGCCCGCCAUCACCAGGAGCUCGAUUCAGAGACAGAGCGUCUGAGAGACAGUCAGCUUCAAGCUGAGCAGGCUUUAGAGACCAGAGAGAGGGCUCAUCGCCAGAGGGUCAGAUGCCUGGAGGAACAGUUGCUGACGCUGAAGGAGCAGUUGGAUCAGGAGACAAGCAGACGGCGGACUUAUUUCAAUCAGAUGCUACAGCCUGGUGUUUAGAAGCAGAGACCCUGCAGUGAAGUAUGUAGCACCUCUGUCUGCCUCAUUCACUGCUCCUCUGGCAGCUUCCCAACAACAUUAAGUUACAAGCUACGUUUGCACAAACACACUCCUGAGGCGUCUGCUCCCACCCGUGCACAUGUGCACGCCGGAUUAAAUUAAUCUGCAGGAAAACUCAACAACAACAAACAAUGAGUGUUUUGUGUAUAAGUAGACUAGAUGUGCCAAAUUGUUUUAAGGAUUUCCUCUGGCUGUCUAAGUCUGUUUAUGCUGCGUCAUUUUUUAGCGGAACAAUAUGAUGAAUGGUUUCCUUGGUUGGUGCUUUAUUCUAAUCUUAUAAUUAUAAAUUUGUCAAACUGAUCAUUUACCAAUUUCUUUCUGUCAUAAUCACUGUUUGUUUGUCCUAAUGAGAAUAUGUAUCCAAAUAUUUACAAUAAUGGUUCACAGAUUUCCUUUGUAAUGUGAUUUAUUAUUUUUUUUUAUGGUGCCAUAAACAACUUUUAUAAUGAGCUAAUUAAUUUUAUUAUGUCUUGGAUUUGAUUUGUUAAAGCUGUGAUUGUUUUUAAUAAACUGGGUGUAUCAGAGCA
Molecule: messenger RNA, 6777 nt
Organism: Labrus bergylta (ballan wrasse)
Lineage: Eukaryota; Metazoa; Chordata; Actinopteri; Labriformes; Labridae
Source: RefSeq, a predicted model, not a curated record